AUGAUAACAACAUUGGAAACAAUACCAAAUGAAAUUCUUCUUAUGAUAUUUUCUCAUUUAUCAUGGUUUGAAUUAUUAAUGUCUUUAUCGUCAUUGAAUAAACGCUUUGAUCGGCUGAUAUGUUCUAUUCUCUCAAAAAUUGAUAAUAAAUCAAAUAAUGGUCUUGUUAUUAUUAACCCUGGUUUAUCAUAUAAUAAAUAUAAUUCAAUAUUAUUACCAUUAAUUUCUAAUCCAUUGUUACCAUUUGCUUCUUGUAUUCAACGUCUUCAUUUUGAUGGGACAAUUUGUAAUGAUUCUGAUUUAAGUUAUAAAUGGCUUUUUGAUAAUGAUAAAAAAAUUCUUCAUUUUCCAAAUCUUAAAUCACUUAUACUUACUCGAUGUUUAUUGGUAGAACCUUUAAUUAAAAGUCUACCUAUAUUUAUUAAAUAUCAACUUGAUGAACUUAGAUUAACAUUUGAUAGAGAUAUUAUUACAUUACUUCGAUAUCCAAAUGGAUUAUCGGCAAUGGAUUUACGUACAGGACAGUAUAUAACCACUGAUAAUCUACAGUUAAUAGUAUCUGAAAUGCCAUUUGAAAAUGAAAAAUGCAAAUUAACUGAUAUUCAAUUGCGAAACGUCACUAGACUUGAUUUUAAUCUGUAUUUUGAUCGUACGUCUGGGAAUUAUGAUGAAUCAAUUGAUCGAAUUAAAGCACGUGCAAAAGUCCUCGCUCAUCUUAUUUCAAUCCCUGUUCAACUCAAAGAUCUUCGAGCAUUUGAUGAACUAAGAAAAAAUGCACUGAAUACUGUUCAAUAUGCCGAAUUUAGGAUUCCUAGUUGUCAUCGUGGUUCAAACGAAUCGAUUCGUAUUGGUCAAAAUCUUGUACCUUUUCUUAGUACUUAUAUGUCUAAUUUACAAACAUUACGUCUUUGGCGUCUAGAUGAUUUUCCAUGGACAUCUAUUCGACCAGAUUAUAAUAAACAUAUAUAUUCUUAUUCACGUUUAGUCAAUCAAUGGUAUAAGUCACUUUAA
Rotaria sp. Silwood1 is the source of this 1011-nucleotide messenger RNA. NCBI's taxonomy places the organism in Eukaryota, Metazoa, Rotifera, Eurotatoria, Philodinida, Philodinidae. The record is from the annotation of a GenBank genome assembly.